Molecule: messenger RNA, 1997 nt
Organism: Alosa sapidissima (American shad)
Lineage: Eukaryota; Metazoa; Chordata; Actinopteri; Clupeiformes; Clupeidae
Gene: serpinb1
Product: serpin peptidase inhibitor, clade B (ovalbumin), member 1
Exons: 7
Coding region: 529-1659 (376 amino acids)
Biological process (GO): negative regulation of endopeptidase activity
Molecular function (GO): serine-type endopeptidase inhibitor activity
Source: RefSeq, a predicted model, not a curated record
CACACACACACUGCGCUGUUGAGUGUGGUGAUGAUUCAGAUUUGAUUUGCUCAUUGUGGAUAUGGGAUGUGUGUGUGUGUAUCUACAGUACAUUCUUAUUUAUACUUUUAGCUGUGUAUGUGAGAGACAGAUGUGAAAAUGCGGUAUGUGUAACAAAAAAGUCUAAAGUCCACCAGCAACACACACACACACAGUCCCUCACCCUACUUUAUGGCUGUGUCGUGUGAUACUACCACUGUGACUACACCUAAAAGUCAAACACCACAUCCUCCAUUUUGUCUCCCUAUAGAUACUUACAUACAGGUAGACACAUUUACUACCUCUGUACGAACACACACGAACACACACACACACACACACACACACUUAGGGUUGAGUGCCUAUAUCCAGUGGGCGUGGCGUUGCCACUAAAAGGCCGGAAGAGCAAGUUCCACAGAGAGAAUGAGACAGAUAUAAAGGAACUGCAUGUGAGUAAAGAAGUAGGGAAGCACCUUUGUAACAACUGAUUUAAUCUUCCACGCUGUUGCUAUGGAGGCGCUAAGUCGUGCUAACGGGGCGUUUGCGCUGGAUCUGUACCGCGCGCUGAGUAAGGAGUCUCCCGACGCCAGCCUGAUCAUCAGCCCCCUCAGCAUCAGCACUGCUCUGGCCAUGGUCUACAUGGGGGCCCGCACGUGCACACACACAGAGAUGGGCAAGGUGAUGCGAUUUGAUCAGGUUCCUGAAGUCCACUCUCAUCUUCAUACCUUGAUGGGGAAAAUCACCACCCCCAGCUCCUCCCACGUUCUCAACCUGGCCAAUCGCCUCUUUGGAGAGAAAAAUUUCGGCUUCUCACCUGAGUUCCUGGCAGGGAUACAGAAGAACUACCUGGCUGAGCUGCAAGCAAUGGACUUCCUGCAGGCUACUGAGGAGGCCAGACAAACAAUCAACCAGUGGGUGAAGGAGAAGACUGAGAAUAAGAUUGAAGAGCUGCUGAAGGCAGGAGUGCUGUCGAAGAUGACUCGUCUGGUGCUGGUGAACGCUGUUUACUUUAAGGGCAGCUGGAUGCAUCGCUUCAAAAAGGAGCAGACGCAAGAGAUGCCCUUUAAGAUCAGCCGGUUGGAGACUCGGCCGGUGCAGAUGAUGUGCCAGACAAAGAAGCUUCCUUAUGGAUGGGUUCCCGACCUGGAGAUUCAGGUGCUGGAGCUGCCGUACACACAAAAGGAGCUCAGCAUGUUCAUCCUACUGCCGCCAGAGGACAAAACACUAACAGAGCUGGAGAAUAAACUGACCAUAGAGAAUCUUCUAGACUGGACACACCCCGCUAACCUGGACGACGGCAGCGACGUGGUCCUGCACCUGCCCCGCUUCAAGCUGGAAACGUCCCUCUCUCUGGGUGACACGUUGUCCGGGCUCGGCAUGGGCUCGCUGUUCGAUGAGGCCACCGCAGACCUGUCCGGCAUGAGCGCCAACGGUGGGCUCUUCAUCUCAACGUUGGCACACAGCGCCGUAUGCGACGUCACCGAGGAGGGCACGGAGGCGGCGGCGGCCACUGCGGCCAUAGCGUCGUUCUGCAUGUUCCGCGAGGAACACUUCAACGCUGACCACCCCUUCUUCUUCCUCAUCAUGCACAACCCCACACGCAGCAUCCUCUUCCUUGGGCGCUACAGCGGGCCACAGUGAGGGACGUAACCGUUGACUGGGCCCCCAACCUUUUCUAUGUGACCACUACCGUGUUAUAUAACAACAAAGCCCUAGUCUUAAUCUCAAACGUUUGACCAAACUGAAUGUUAAAUGUAGUACUGGAAUCUAUCACAACAAAAUUAUUUUGUACCAUUUAAAAAAUUGUUAGAACUUGCAGAGCAGUACAAUUUUGAAAAGAAAAGAAAGUAGACAUUUCCCAAGUCCUUCUCAGCUUCCACAUUGCCCUAAACUCAAUCUCCCUGAGUCCCUGCCAUUAUAACCCAGCUCCUUGUUUUACCUCUGCCUUGCCUCUGAGUUUAAAUAAAGUUAAAAACAAA